AGCCUUGAUAUUACAGAAGGUCUGAGGCUCCCAUGAUGUUUAGCACUGGGCUCCGAUCAUCCUUGAGGACACAGUGCCCCUCCAGGAUCUUUGACACCUGGAGGGUCUGAGGGGCUCUGGUUUUGAUGUUCUACACCUGUGGCCUUUCCCAACACAUAGACCUUCACCAAGUCCUUCCUGUAUUACAGGUGUAUCUUGAAGUCGAGUAACCAUCCACCGUCAUCUCGUGCAGACGGGCAGUUCCUCCAGAUAGCCAGGCUUCCCUUCAGGUGGUUCCUGCAGACAGCCUGCUUCCCCAGCUCCACAGCAACAUUGCUUCUAGCCCCUUGCUGUCCUAGCCUUGAGGCUGUAGGGCCAUGGCGGAGAGAGUGCUCGUACCCACCCAGAUAGGUCGGGGGGACCGCUACUACACAUACACGGAGCUGUUGGCUAUCUCACGGCGUUUCAAGCAAAACCCCAAUGAGCUCAUGGUCACCUGGAUCCUGCGGGUGUAUGACCAGGGAGGCCCUGCCCUGUCCCUGAAUUCCGGGGAGCUGGGGUUGCUGGGUGACCUCACGCACGAUGCCAUCUUUAACUACCGCUGCAAGGCCCUGCGAGGGAGCGGCUGCCAGACGCUGCUGAGCUGGCUGCUGCAGGCCUGGCGCCAGCGCUGGGAAUCCUCCCUGCAUUUUGAGGCCACUGAGCUGCCCUUUAGGCCUUGGACCACCAUGGAGGAAGGCAUCCAGCUGGUGCGUGAGCUGGGUAUGAUUGAGUGGAUCUAUCUUGACCCGGAAGGGCCUGUGGACCUGGCCCCAGAGGAUGUGGCCUUCACUCAGAGCCUGCAGCGGCGCCUGCUCACAGCAGCACCCUCUGAGCUGCGGCUCUCACUGGUCAGUCUGCUGGUGCGUGGCAUGACGGUACUAGAGGCUGUCAUGGAGAUCCAGACCAUUGCUGACGUGGGCCUGCUUUGGCGCCAGAGCCAGCCAGGCCGCACCAAGCUCAUGCUGGGGCCCAACCCAACUCGAAAGGACCUCCUAAGCUGGCUGCUCAGCCAUGGCGUGCCCCGGGAGCAAGUGGACAGGCAGCCUACUAAGGUACUCUUGGAACUGUACAUCAAAGAAGCCAAGCGCAGUCGUGGCCACCCCAGCUAUGGGCUGGCUGAGGAACAGCCCCCACCACCUCCCUACUCUGACCAGGCCUGUGGGGAGGAGCCACCUGUGAGACACGACUAGACCUGGACUGACUUCGAGAGCACACUUGCACCCUAGGGUUGAAGGUGGGAAGGUUAAUUUCACUGAGGCAGCUUGCAACCUAGGCCACUAGGAAAGAAACAGCUUGGCGUACCUUCCCCACGUCUGUCCCUCCAGCACUUAGUGCCAAGUUCAGUGGUCCCCAAAGAGGGGUGUGCAUGUCCCCAGCCACACAGUCCAUGUGGGAAGUGAGCCACGGGUGGCCAUUUGCUGUGAAUCUAGGGUGCUUAUGGCCCUGAAGUUAAACCCCUUGGGUUGGAGCCUAAGGUCAUGCUGAGGUGGGUGGCCACUUCAGGGUCCCCACCCCUCUGCCUCCACGUGAGCCCCAAAGCACUACAUACAGGCCAUCUUGAAUUUUUUACUUUUUCAAUGCAACACUUACAUAAUAUUUUAGGUAGAGGCCACACUUCAUGGACUUUUCAUGGGUGGUUGACACUUUAGGGCCAGUCUCCCUAUUUUAAAGGCUCAACAUU
This is a messenger RNA of Alexandromys fortis (reed vole), 1702 nucleotides long. Its product is annotated as Friend virus susceptibility protein 1-like. The coding region runs from base 357 to 1211 and encodes 284 amino acids. NCBI's taxonomy places the organism in Eukaryota, Metazoa, Chordata, Mammalia, Rodentia, Cricetidae. The record is from RefSeq and is a predicted model, not a curated record. The transcript has 4 exons.